Fusarium keratoplasticum is the source of this 2388-nucleotide messenger RNA. RefSeq lists its product as uncharacterized. Gene Ontology annotation, biological process: negative regulation of MAPK cascade; protein dephosphorylation. The record is from RefSeq and is a predicted model, not a curated record. Bases 1 to 2388 code for a protein of 795 amino acids. Gene Ontology annotation, molecular function: protein tyrosine/threonine phosphatase activity; MAP kinase tyrosine/serine/threonine phosphatase activity. NCBI's taxonomy places the organism in Eukaryota, Fungi, Ascomycota, Sordariomycetes, Hypocreales, Nectriaceae. The transcript has a single exon. Gene Ontology annotation, cellular component: cytoplasm; nucleus; cytosol.
AUGCCGUCCGUAACAGACCGGAGAGCCUACGAGGACCAAAUACCACCUUUCAUGACAGUGUUUGAUCUGGAUGCCGAGACCAUGGCCGACCAAGACACUGUCACCCUCGUUGACCCUAAGUUUGUUGAUCUGGAACCCAAGCGACCUGGCAUGAUGAGUGCCACCCAGCACGGCCUCCGGCCGAGUAUGAUUCCCGCGGAUCCAACCCACAAGCACCAUGACAGCACCUCAACUCAAACUUCAGAGUCGGCCGACUCUUCCCCCACAACAACGCUGUCCACAACCGACUCUUCGCCUCUCUCAGACCCGUCUCCGUCCUCGUCCCCCGAUUCUCCGACAAACCUCAUUCCCCUCAACAGCUUCCCUGCCACCAGCUUCGGCGCUCUUCCUGCUGCUAAUCCCACCACACUGCUCAGCGAGCCCCCGCGGUUACAGCGACCCAUGACUUCGCCCUCGCCGCGCCGGGCGCGCAACAUGAAGGGUCUCUCGAUCCAGCCCCCCUUUGCCAGCUCAACUGCGACGACGACCAUUUCCUUGGUUUCGGAACCUUCCUCGCCAUCAUUCAUCAAGCCCAUGAUCCCUGCGAUGAGGCGGAAGCCGAGCCAAUUGAGCCUAAAGACCAACACCUCCGACUUGAUCAGCAGGACAACACUCGAGGUUCCCCCCUCGCCAGGUAUGCCUAUGCUGCAGCGCCGCGCUCUCAAGCACUCGUGCUCCUCACCUCAUAUGUCCUCUGGCCUCAAGUCGUCUACCUUUGGCCCACCCGGUGGCAUGACCUUUCCCAAGGUUCUCGAGCGGAACGAGUCUGGCCUGUCCGAGGUUCUUCGACCUACAAAGUCGAGCAUGAAGCCGUCGUUUGGCUCUGCAAUCACGGAAGAGGAUUCGCCAAUUCGAACCCAAAUGGCCAACCGAGACGAUGAUCCCUAUCGCGACAAUGAAAACAACGAGGACAUGAAGACUCCAGGAUAUCCCGAUGGUCCGAUUGCCAUUUAUGGCGACAACGUCUACCUCUAUUCUGAGCCUAAUGCAGAUGAGGCCUCACGGUUUGAUGUAGUAAUUAACUGCGCCCGAGAAGUCCGAAAUCCCUUCGAGCUUCGCAAGUCUCUUCGGGACUCCCGAUCGACUUUUGAGCACUUCCGUUACUCAACUCCUGACGGCGAAAGCCCUGUUCCCGAUACUGCCAUUUCGACAGCCAGCUUCGCCACUGCUUUCGAGUAUCCCCCGGAAGAGGAAUCUGCUGAGACGCCCACAACCCCCAAGGCAACUCACUUCAAGGAGCCCGAAUACAUCCACAUUCCCUGGGAUCACAACACCGACAUCGCACCGGAUCUGAUGAGGCUGUGUGAGACUAUUGAGGAUCGUACCAGGGCUGGCUUGAAGGUGCUUGUUCACUGCCAGCAGGGCGCUAGCCGAUCAGCCAGUCUUAUUAUUGCCUACGGUCUCUACCAGAAGCCCGAGCUCACCGUCAACGAUGCUUACUAUGCGGCCCAGAGCAAGAGCCAAUGGAUCAGCCCCAACAUGAAGCUCAUGUACUCGCUGCAGGAUUUCCAGAAGGAGGUCUCUGGAAAGCGAUCUGGACCAGCCGCUCAUGGCCCUCGUACCGGCCGUGCUCCUACCAAGCACCGGCUAACUCUGUCAGCCGAUGCUAUUGAUAUUAGCCCCAAAACACCACAGACAGCGCCUCUGCCUACGCAUGCUGAGGAUGUGAAGGAAACCCAGUUCAGCCCGAGCCCGAACCGGCUCAGAGGGAACUCGACCCCCGGCCUACUUGCCGUUUCACCAGGCCCAGCUUCUGCACCACCUACCUGUACAUGGAUGGAAGAGGUUGAGCAGCAGACUUCGGAACAAUUGGCGCCCUUCAAGCUUGAAGGUCUUCCCCAGCGGCCCAAGUCAGGACACGGCAGAUCUCCACCAACCCUAGCCCCGCCGCCUACUCUGGCUCUGGCCCCGGCACCUAGUCUGGGCUCUGAUAUGAUGCCACCACCCACUCCGGGAUUCCCGUCUCAGUCAAGCUUCGGCUUCCAGAGCAUGACAUUCCCCAGGUUCAACUCAGCGCCUUCGAUCAAGUCAGAGAGCACCAAGUACGACGAUGCUCCUAUCACAAGGACAAUCACCCUGCCAGGGUCGUUCCCUGAUGACGAGGCCCUUCUAUCCCCACGAGUCGAGACGAUGACCAACAACCCACUCCACGAGGUUGGCGAAGUUGCCGGCAUGCGGUUUGUCGAGUGCCCACCAACCCCCAGCCAGAGUCUCUUUUCCCCUCGAGCGGGAAUGUUCCCUCGGGACCCAUUCUCGACAUUCGGAAGCCCUGCAGUGGUAGUAGACCCCCGGAGCCCCCCAACAAGAGGCGAGGCACCUAUUAUCCGGUCAAUCGACGAUCUACUAUGA